UUGGUGGGGGAGUCCCGGAUUUCUGGGAAGCUCAAGAACGUGUCGGUUUGCAUUUCCUCUCGCUUUGAAUAGCCAUGUACCCAAAUCCUCUCCCUUAAACUGCACUGGCAAACUAAAGCAUAGACUUGGACGAUUUUAUCUAGAUUCUAAUCGACUUUUGUGUUUCUGGAGACAACGAUUCGCUUUAUUAUUAGAUAUUCUUUUACGAUAUUGCAUAGCACAUCAACAAGGAUGAGUAUUGUACAUGAUGGCCCAGCGCCAGAAGGCAUUGUCCAGGUACCACAUCAUCACCAUCAUCUKACAAGACGGAAYCCACUUUCGAUAUACAAAGCCUAUGGGGGAAAGUGGAGAUGCGAUAACUGCAACACAGAAAAUCUGCCAUCUCAGUUCCCAUUUCACUGCCAUGAAUGCAGCUAUGACCUCUGUGACAAUUGCCAAAGUGGAGUCAUGCUCUCAGAUGUUCAUGUUCAUCGGUUAUAUAACAUUAAUCUAGCUCARAGACAAAAUCGUAGUUGGACAUGCUCUGUCUGUAAGAAYAGGGGACUAGAAAUGGGACAAACCAACGCUGGACAUUGUGCCUUGUGUGAAUUCUACAUCUGCCGCUUCUGUGCAACGGAAAUGAAUCAUCCCRUUCAUCAACAUCUUCUAAAAACAGUUAACACAGAAAUCAUUUACCCUCACACUAAUGGCAACUGGGGCUGUGAUGUUUGUGGCAGAAUGAGUCGAUUCAAUGAAAGAUAUUCAAGGCAUUGUGCUGCUUCGUGCGAAUUUGAUGUUUGUGCUAGUUGUGUAAAGGAAUAUACUGUACCCUGUCAUAAUCACCCCCUGGUCAGGGCCGAUCCUAGUGUCGUGUACGAACGCUUCUCAGGCAACUGGAGAUGUGAUAACUGUGGAUGUGUUUCGGCUUCCAUGACCAAUGACAAACCUUGGCACUGCUUGCAAUGUGAAUAUGACCUGUGUAGUGACUGCAUGAGGCAGAUAUGUCCUGAUUUAAGUUCACAGUUUGAUGUCACUGGUCCUUCUAUCAGCGGCCCUAGAAGUACGUUCUCCCACAAUGCUAUGAUCAGUCCACAUCAGGAACGACUGAACCAUCGCCUAGACGAACCUAAAGAACCUGUUCAUGUAGCGGCAACCGACAAAGGAUCAGCUGUUGAAAGCGUGGAAGCUGAUGACGGCGAUGAGUGCAUAAUAUGCUUAGAAAAUCCCAAAAACGCGACAUUAAUCCAUGGGGAUACUGGCCAUCUGUGUUGCUGUUGGUCAUGCGCACAAGUGUUGAAGAAACGCGGUGACAAAUGUCCAAUAUGUCGGCAGCGUAUUGACCACGUCAUCAAACAGUUCAAGGUUUAAAAAUAUGCACACAAAACGGAUGUGUGUAGAAUAAAUGAUUUAAACAAUAAGCAAUAACAGUUUAUAAUGCUUCUCCAGGUCAUACAAACAAACAAAAACACGAUAAAGAAAAUAAGAAAACGGGAGCCAAAAGCAAGCAAAAAUUAGAGAUAAUGUAUAAAUAGCGUUUAUCUGCAUUGAGUUCUUUAUCAAAUGUAAGUAGCAAUAGUAA
Messenger RNA from Exaiptasia diaphana, 1558 nucleotides. Its product is annotated as protein Mdm4. The record is from RefSeq and is a predicted model, not a curated record. The coding region runs from base 232 to 1347 and encodes 371 amino acids. NCBI's taxonomy places the organism in Eukaryota, Metazoa, Cnidaria, Anthozoa, Actiniaria, Aiptasiidae. The transcript has 5 exons.